Molecule: messenger RNA, 2947 nt
Organism: Cyprinus carpio (common carp)
Lineage: Eukaryota; Metazoa; Chordata; Actinopteri; Cypriniformes; Cyprinidae
Product: disintegrin and metalloproteinase domain-containing protein 10-like
Exons: 16
Coding region: 172-2571 (799 amino acids)
Biological process (GO): membrane protein ectodomain proteolysis; Notch signaling pathway
Cellular component (GO): plasma membrane; synaptic membrane
Molecular function (GO): metalloendopeptidase activity involved in amyloid precursor protein catabolic process
Source: RefSeq, a predicted model, not a curated record
GCUGCGAGCGCGCGCCUCGGCUAACGCUAGCGCGGCCGUUACUCCCACAAUCCCGCGAAUCCGCCGAUUUUCCCGUCGAUGUUCGCGGCGGAUUCGGUCCCGAAGGGUCCUUUGAGCUGAAACGAGUCGAAUGAGGCGGGGAUCCGCGCCCGGUGGAGGAGAGCUGGCGCGAUGCGAGCUCGCGAACACAUCCAGAAGAUGGACGAGGCUCCAUCCCAUAAUCACCCGAGAGCACUGUGUGCUGCAGCGCUACUGACAUACAUCCUCUUCAGACAAGGUUACUAUGGCAACCCCCUGAACAAGUACAUCCGUCACUACGAGGGUCUGUCGUACGACACGGAGCUGCUGCACGGCCAGCACCAGCGGGUCAAGAGAGCGCUGUCUCUGCAGGAGCGCGAGCUGCGGCUGGAGUUCCAGGCUCACGGCAGACAUUUCAGCCUCCGAAUGAAGCGGGACACCAGGCUGUUUUCAGAGGACUUCAAGCUGGAGCUGUCUGGAGAGCAGCUGGACUACGACACCUCGCACAUCUACACCGGAGAACUGUACGGUGAACACGGCACUCUGACGCACGGCUCGGUCGUGGACGGGAAGUUCGAGGGCUUCAUUCAGACCCAUCGAGGGACGUAUUACGUGGAGCCGGUGGAGAGAUACCUGCAGGACAAGAACGUCCCGUUCCACUCCGUCAUCUACCACGAGGACGACAUCCAGUAUCCGCACAAAUACGGGCCGGAAGGCGGCUGCGCGGAUUCGUCUGUGUUUGAGCGAAUGAAGAAGUAUCAGGCGUCUGCGCUGGAGGAACCAGUCAAGCAGGAGAGUUUGGAGAACAAGCCCAUGGACGAUCACAUGUCGCUGAGGAAGAAGAGGAUGACGCAGGUGGAGAAGAACACCUGCCAGCUCUUCAUCCAAACCGAUCACCUCUUCUACAAGUACUACAAGACCAGAGAGGCCGUGAUCGCUCAGAUCUCCAGUCACGUCAAGGCCAUUGAUGCCAUCUAUCAGGGCACGGACUUCUUGGGCAUCCGCAACAUCAGCUUCAUGGUGAAGAGGAUACGGAUAAACACCACCAGCGACGAGCGCGAUCGCUCCAACCCUUUCCGCUUCGCUAACAUCGGCGUGGAGAAGUUCCUGGAGCUGAACUCGGAGCAGAAUCACGACGAUUACUGCCUGGCGUACGUCUUCACCGACCGGGACUUUGACGACGGUGUGCUGGGUCUGGCCUGGGUCGGCGCUCCAGCCGGGAGCUCUGGGGGAAUCUGUGAGAAGAAUAAGCUGUAUUCUGACGGGAAGAAGAAGUCUCUGAACACCGGGAUCAUCACGGUGCAGAACUACGCCUCGCAUGUGCCUCCUAAAGUCUCGCACAUCACCUUCGCACACGAGGUUGGACACAACUUUGGUUCCCCGCAUGACUCCGGGUCGGAGUGCACUCCAGGCGAGUCCAAGAGCCAGGAUAAGAAGGAGCGAGGGAACUACAUCAUGUACGCUCGAGCCACUUCUGGAGACAAGCUGAACAACAACAAGUUCUCCGUCUGCAGCGUCAAGAACAUCAGCCAGGUGCUGGAGAAGAAGCGCGGCAGCUGUUUCGUAGAGUCUGGACAGCCCAUCUGUGGGAACGGUCUGGUGGAGCCGGGCGAGGAGUGUGACUGUGGCUACAGUGAUCAGUGUAAAGACGAGUGCUGCUACGACGCCAAUCAGCCAGACAACAGGAAGUGCAAACUCAAACCCAACAAAGUCUGCAGCCCGAGUCAGGGCCCCUGCUGCACCCCCGAGUGCUCCUACAAGGGCCGGAACGAGAAGUGUCGUGAGGAGUCGGAGUGUGCUCAUCAGGGCAUGUGUAACGGCGCCUCGGCCCAGUGCCCCACCUCAGAGCCCAAAGCCAACUUCACGGCCUGCCACGGGGACACACAGGUCUGCCUGAACGGGGGCUGCUCCGGAUCCAUCUGUGAGAAGUACGGGCUGGAGGUCUGCACCUGCGCCAGCGUGGAUGGCAAAGACGAGACCGAGCUCUGCCACGUGUGCUGCAUGGAGAGAAUGAACCCCAGCACUUGCAGCAGUACGGGCUCCGAACGUCUUGCUCGCUUCUUCAAUAAGAAAGUCACCACUCUUCAGGCCGGCUCGCCGUGCAACGACUUCAAGGGCUACUGCGAUGUCUUCAUGAAGUGUCGUCUGGUGGACGCAGAUGGUCCUCUGGCUCGCCUGAAGAAGGCCAUUUUCAACCCGGAGCUGUACGAGAACAUCGCUGAAUGGAUCGUGGCUCACUGGUGGGCGGUUCUGCUUAUGGGAAUUGCUCUCAUCAUGCUCAUGGCCGGAUUCAUUAAGAUCUGCAGCGUUCACACGCCCAGCAGCAACCCCAAACUGCCUCCUCCUAAACCACUGCCAGGUACGCUGAAGAGACGACGAGCUCAACAAGCCAGUCAGCAGCAGCAGCAGCACCAGCACCACAACCAGAACCAGCACGCUCACGGCCACCAGAACCAGCGGCCGGCUCCACGCCAGGCUCAGCGCCAGCCGCAGCCGCAGCGCCACCACCGGCAGCCCCGCGAGAACUACCAGAUGGGUCAGAUGAGACGCUGAGAGCCGCCGCCCGACUGAAGGAGCCUCCGCCCCCCCCUCCACACCCUCCUCUGUUUGCUCCAGUCUGAGCGUGGAGCGAGGCUUCACUCACCACCACCACAGUCCAUGCUCUCGACUGGAGCGGUUUACAGGAACAUGUCCAGAGUCCAUAAUGCUUCCUCAGACUGGAUGAGUAACACCAACUCUGCCCUUCACUCUGUCGUCUCUGAUUAUUUCUGUUGGUUUUUUUGACCCUCGAGUGCCAAGGUUUACCGGGGUAUUUGUAGAUAGAGCAUCUCCUGUUGUCCUUCAUAAACUCCACGUAGACUCGUGGUUUGAAAUGAAACAUCUUUUUAAGCAUUCAUGGGAAGCUUCGGCCCAGCUGUCGCCACAUGCA